Messenger RNA from Helobdella robusta, 522 nucleotides. RefSeq lists its product as hypothetical. The record is from RefSeq and is a predicted model, not a curated record. The coding region runs from base 1 to 522 and encodes 173 amino acids. Gene Ontology annotation, molecular function: protein dimerization activity. The transcript has 3 exons. NCBI's taxonomy places the organism in Eukaryota, Metazoa, Annelida, Clitellata, Rhynchobdellida, Glossiphoniidae.
AUGUCCACCUCUGGAAACGCUUACGCAGAAAUUAAUGAAAAUUUCAAAGCAAUUGUACAGUUCGAAACAUUGUCAAUAGGUGAGUUAGAGAUUGCAGCGGAUGGAUUAAGAUCUUUAUUUCCAAACGAUCUAGACGACACCUUAAAUACUGAACUGUUGCAUUUAAAGUCUCAUUUGGCUGCCUUAGACCAAAAUGCAGUUCCACACACUCCAAUUGAUUUGUGUAAAUGGAUAAGAUUGAAUGACUUGCAGUGUGUAUAUCCAAAUGUAGACAUUGCACUUCGGAUGUACACUUUUACUCCUGCUACAAACUAUUCGGCCGAGCGAUCUUUUUCUUGUUUAAGGCGCGUUAAAAACUAUUUGCGUUCGACAAUGUCCGAAGAAAGAUGGGUCUUGAGAUUCGCUCCGAACAUCGCAAGUGAUGGAGAAGUAGUCAGAGAAGUAGCCAGUGCAAGAGAACAAGAUAUGGAGAUAUAUGAGAAAAGAAAGGGGCACGAGCAACUAGACGAGCAACAGAGUUAA